AAAAGACACAGGGACAGCAACUCACCACGGCAUGAUCACGUGCUGGACUCGUAAUCGCCAGCAGGAGGCUAUUCUACGUGUGGGUCUGCUAUCCUACCUAAUAAUAAUGACCUAGAAAAACAACAAAACCAUAAAAAAGCAAAUAACAUGUCCUCCUUUUGCUAAUAUUUCACAUAAACCAGUAAAAACAUUUAUCACCUUGCUCCCUCUCAGCCUCUCAGGAUUGACCGCUGCUGGCUGAAGUAUAUAUAAGUGUGCACAGUGUAGUAACUAAGUGUGCGUCGUGAAGUAUUUAAGUGGAGAGAAGUACCAAGGAAGACCUAAAAGAAGAGAUACAAAACGCAACAAGAAGAAGAAGAAGGAGGAGCUGCUGACAUUUGACAACACGUGUGGUUCAUGUCAGCGGGUCCCUGCUCUCGCCUAGGGUCAAAAGGAGUGUCAAAUUACCACUGGUGUCCCUGUCGUGGCCGCAGGGAUGAAGGCCGAGGGUGCAGAGAGUGACCCGCUGGUGGCCGAGAUUCCUGUGUUCCUGUCUAAGACUCUGCUGGACAAACUGUAUGUGCUGCAGUACCCAGUGCGGCCUCGCUCUCACACCUACGAUGACUCCACCAUCCUCAAGACAAGAAUCCGGCCCCAGAGUGGACACAUAGAAAUGGAAAUGGGACUGAGGACCAGAGGACCCACCUAUGACAAGAGCAAAGGGGAACAGAUUGCAUAUAACGUAGAUGGAACAUACAGGGAAUCGCGAGAUUCCGAGGACAACUUUUACAAGAGCAAUGUCAUGGACAAGCUAAUUCUGACAUCCAGCAAAGCUCUGAGUGACACAAGCCGUUAUGCUGUGGGUGUCAUGCGUGACAAUAGCCUGCACCUCUCGCCUAUCACCACAGUCCUCGCCCUUCGGCCUUCCUUCUCCUAUCUGGACCAGGCAGACAAAAGAGGCAGACAGGACCGCAAGGACACGGCUGGGGAGGAAGAUUCUGAUGAGGACGAAAAAGCAAAGAAAGUAACAGUCAGAUUUGAGAACCCAGAAACUGAAAAGAGUCGCAAGGCCAAAGAGAAGAGUUACGGCUUUCUCCUGCGGAAGAUACAUGAAGAACCGUGGAUUGAAGUUGACUACCACAAGUUUGGUGGUGAGCACAGUGAAUUUGAAAGGAGGAAAUUGUAUUGCCUGUACGAGGACGAGCACAUCGACCAGUUUAGCCUCGGAGCUGCUGAGUACAUGAAGCACUUAGUACCACCCACAGAGGAGGUGCAGAUCGCCGCGCCCGGCCUUCCUGCUCACCUCAUGUCUCGCACCGCCCUCGCCUCCCUUCCCCUGCACGACCGGGUCAGGACAGUCAUGGUCAAUGCUGGUGUUGCAUCGUUUGGGGAGCUCCUGAGUGUGCUGGGGAUGGGAGCCAACACAGAGUCAGCCCAGUCAGUGCUGAAGGUACUGCAGCAAGUGGCAGUGUUGGUUCAGGGCAACUGGGUGGUCAAGUCAGACAUCAUCUACCCCAAGGACAUCAAGUCAGAGUCGGGUGUGCCAAAUGACCUCAUUCAGCGAGGAAGGGACUAUGUGCUGUACCUCUUCACCAAGACUACAGGCAUCCUGCGGGGGGAAGUAGCAGAUGUCGUGGGGCUGCCCAGCAAUGACCUGAAGGAAAUAUUGCGGGGAGUGUCACGCUACAGGGGCGCACGGGGCAUCUGGGAGUUCCUUUUGCCUACAGACACAGGAUUUGUGAACAAGUAUCUGGAGGUGGUGCAGCGGCAGCAGAUGAUCUGGCAGUCAAGGAGUGAACAAUUAGCGCAUAAUUUUAAGGACAAGAGUAAGCAGGAUGAAGCCAGUCGAGGUGCUGCUUCAAGUGCGUCUCUGAAGAAGAAUUGGUCUCCCCGAAUUAAGACUGAGCCAGACGAGGAAGUGGCGGACUCCCAAGCCAGGCCUACAACUUCCAAGCAGCGCAAGGCCCACAAAGAAACAAGAUGAGAUUGGAGCCUCCAGUAACUGUGUGUCUCUGUGGUCUCACUGAAUGCAUUUUGUGUAACCAGAUCAUGGCAGUAAGCUGACUUUUUUAUGUCAUCCAUUGUAUCUCUUGAUAUCACCAUUACACAAGUCAUCUCUCAACUAUGAAAACUUUGAUGUGUUACAUUUUUUCAUCUUAUGCCAUAUAUGUAAGACAUCAAUUAAACGACUGAGGAAAACACUAUAUACUUAAU
This is a messenger RNA of Eriocheir sinensis (Chinese mitten crab), 2193 nucleotides long. It is a transcript of the gene Polr3E, whose product is annotated as DNA-directed RNA polymerase III subunit RPC5-like. The record is from RefSeq and is a predicted model, not a curated record. Bases 476 to 1963 code for a protein of 495 amino acids. Gene Ontology annotation, biological process: DNA-templated transcription. Lineage: Eukaryota; Metazoa; Arthropoda; Malacostraca; Decapoda; Varunidae. The transcript has 10 exons. Gene Ontology annotation, cellular component: RNA polymerase III complex; nucleus.